Sycon ciliatum is the source of this 3646-nucleotide messenger RNA. RefSeq lists its product as uncharacterized. The transcript has 3 exons. The coding region runs from base 331 to 2835 and encodes 834 amino acids. Lineage: Eukaryota; Metazoa; Porifera; Calcarea; Leucosolenida; Sycettidae. Gene Ontology annotation, cellular component: TRAMP complex. Gene Ontology annotation, molecular function: RNA binding. Gene Ontology annotation, biological process: TRAMP-dependent tRNA surveillance pathway; nuclear mRNA surveillance of mRNA 3'-end processing; nuclear polyadenylation-dependent snRNA catabolic process. The record is from RefSeq and is a predicted model, not a curated record.
CGUUGCUGGUGCUGGGGCUCACGAAAUGAAAACACAUCAUUUUCGACUUGCAAAACAAACGUUGGUGCGAAAAUUCGACAUUUUGAUGUUCGACAAAUGACCGAAGAACGCUGUACCGAAAUUCGGAAUGCAAAACCUCACUAAUAAUUCUCAUGCUCAAGACAGUAAAAAUGUUGAAGCUGCAUGCAGUGCUAGUGAGCUCCGAAUCAGUCAAACUUCUCCUCCUUUCUUCUUGGUUGAUCGAUGUGAAGCAAGGAAUUUUCCUGGCUUGAUGACAGAUGCUAGUAUUUGAGGCAAGGAAAAAUCAUCUCCCAAUAAAAUCUGCCUGCGAUGCUGCCACUUCGCAACGUUUGUUCACGUGUAAAUUCUCGUCAAGUUCUAUUGUUGUUGACGAGUAGAUUCGCCAAUGGCACCGUCACAGCACCAGUGUCGGGCAGUGCAAAAUGCGUCAGGAUAAGCUGGCGGGGCACAGCGGCCUGCGCUUCUCCUGCACCUGUGCCAUGGUCCCCGGCGGAUUUCAGCGCGGAGUGCCUGAAUAGUGUGGAAGCCGGUGAUUUCGCUGCCUUCUUGGACCGUUUUCCUUCGCUGCCUACAGAAGAACAGAACGAAAUCAUUAGCUCGUUCAGCAAAAUUAUCGACUUUGAGAAGCUGUCCGCAUCCAGUAUAAUAUAUGGUGUACUGUUUGCACGCAAUACUGGCUUGUCAUCUCUGACCAAAGCGUUUUUGGCCAGUGUACAGGAGACAAGUGUCCUCAAGAAGCUAAGUGAUGCGCAGCUGCAGGUGGUGGCGAGGGCUGCGCUGAUUAGCAGCGUCGCUCCAGACAACGGUGUCCAGGAUAACGGCGGCGCAGCGGCAGACUCGUUCUGGUGCGAUGCGCUACGACAGCGCAUCCUCGGCGACCAGGUGUCCGAUAUGCACCUGGUGGGCGCCUGCUUUGAACUCUACAACACCAAGCAGUGUGAGAGCACCCACAGCCUGUUGCAGGCCGCACUCCUGCAUUUGUUCAAGAGGCUCGACGUCCUGGAGCCGGCGAUGGCGCUUGAAGUCCUGCAGGCCUCGACCGGGCCGUUUCGGCACAACGCCAUGUCGAAAUGUAUACAAUGUCUCAAAACGCACACUGUCGAUAGCCAUUGGUUCGACUUGCUCGGAUUUGUCAUGUCCAAGGAUGUACGCUUUGUCACUUCCCCGGAGGAACGGCAUAGCCAGGUUCGGACCUUGUUAGGAAGGGUGACGCUCGAUUUCGCCAGGAUUUUUUCGCUGCUGUACAACGCUAAGGACCGUGCGCUGAGGGCGUUCCUGCUGGUCCCGCUGCAGAAUCAGCUGCGCACCAUGCCGGAGGGCAACCGAGGGUUGCUGGCGCUGCGCGUGCUGGGCAUCUCGCACCUGCACCUGUCUCAAGGCGAGCUGGAGGUACUGCGUGAGUUUGAGCGCGAAGCCGGCGCGUGCCUGGAGACGGCGCCGACCAGCAUACUGACGCGUGUGUUCUACAACGCCUCGCCGGCACUGCAGACCAGCGUGGCCAAGGAGCUGCUGCGGCGCGUCACGGCCGGUCAGGAGAUUCACGUUGCGCCCUCGUGCAUCAAGGCGCUGUUCGCCGGUCUGAAGCGGUCGUCAGUCAGGGAGAUCCUGGCCGCGCCUGCCCUCCGCAGGGCUCUCGUCGAUGGCUUGUUCAAGCAGGAGUACGUCGCCGAGUGGGACACUCUGCAUGCGCGCCUAGUGCUACGCUGCCUGCAACAACUCAAGGUGCCGGUCGAUGAGUUCAAGCAUGGCGACUUGCUCUUAAGCGUCUUCAGCGGUGGCUCCGGUGAUCGUGUACCGGCGACUGAUCUACCAGAGUUGUUGUCUGAGGCUGGAAUAACCUUGACCAACUACCAGAGCGAGAAACCACAUGGAUUGAAAACGAUAGCUGAAAAUGAUUAUCCGAAGUUAAUCUUCUACUACAUGGGUGGGUCUGUUCCUAAGUCGACGAAACUGCCGACGAAUGUGCAGCGCCAGGUCUCCGGCUCUGGCAAAGACGCGACGGUUGAGUACCAGCGUGCCUGGGAUGAGCGACGGGGACAGUUUUUCCGCCACCAUGGGCAACAACAACAACAACAGCAGCAGCAGCAACAACAACAGCAACAACAGCAGCGGCAGGAGGGUGUUUUCACACCACGCACAUCGCCCUUUGCCGAUCAGCGCCAGCAGCACCAGCAACACCACACUCAACCUCUGCCGACGAAUGUGCAGCGCCAGGUCUCCGGCUUUGGCAAAGACGCGAUGGUUGAACACCAGCGUGCCUGGGAUGAGCGACGGGGACAGCAGCAACAACAACAGCAACAACAGCAGCGGCAGGAGGAUGUUUUCGCACCACGCACAUCGCCCUUUGCCAAUCAGCGCCAGCAGCACCAGCAACACCACGCUCAACCUCAACAGCAGCAGCAGUGGAGGCAGAGUCCAGCACAGGCAGCGCGGUCACAUGUGAGUGAGGUAGCUCCCAUUCGCCCCGCCGGUAGAGGCGGUAUGCGCGCUAGAGGCGCAGAGCGGGCAAGCAUGUCAGCGUCCGCAUCGCCGGGAUGGAGCGAGUGGAGCACAACGUCGGCAGGUGGCGAGGCGCAGACGGCAAAUGUUACUUCCGGUGAUGCUGCCGUUACUGCUGCUGCUGCUCGAAUGACGGCGCAUCAGUCCGCCAAGUCCGCGGUAGGGCAACCGGCACCAAGCCAGCCACCGCGUCGGUCCACCAAGUCCAUGCCUGCACAGCCGGCUGCAAGCCAGGCACCGCGUCAGUCCACCGAAUCCACGCCUCCGCAACCGGCUGCGAGCAAGUCAACUUACAACCCUCUCGAGGACGAGUGAGCGUCGCCCAUGACCAGCCACCAGCCCCCCCCCCCCCCCCCGUGCACUGGAGAGUGUGUGUGUGGGGGGGGGGGGGGGGCAGUCUUCCACGGCCCGUGUAUAUUUGGCUGCUUGUCGCCUACUGCCAGUCAGCAGGGGUGUGACGGUGAGCACUGCCUGUGUAGGACGGAGACACACUCUGGAUGUGCGCACUACAUAAACGUCUCUUGGUCACUAUUGGGGCGCGUGCACGCACACUCCAGCCACAUUAUCGUUCCGGUGGGGUGGCGAGCAAGCUAUUUUUUUUCUCCCCCUAGGCCAGAGCGGCUUGUGUUUGACGCGUGAGUUCAGCUCACCGCUCGGAUUGCCGCCUGAGGAAGACAUGUACAUGUAUGCAUGGCUUGAGAUCGUAUUCAGCGUGCACACUGUUUUCUUUGCCACAUCAUUGGGUCACGGCCCUUGUUUUUCUGUUGGGUUUUUGUCAAUAUCCGUGUUUGUCUGCACCUUGUUCCUUUUCAUGUGUGUGCGUGCGUUGUUGAAAAGAAAGAGAGAGAGAGAGAGAGAGAGAGAGAGAGAGAGAGAGAGAGAGAGAGAGAGAGAGAGAGAGAGAGAGAGAGAGAGAGAGAGAGAGAGAGAGAGAGCACGUCUGCAGUUGUGCUCAGUUCCAGCAGAGUUUUCGCUGUUUCUUUGUUGUUGGGCGUGCUAUCUAUGUGAUUGCCCACCAUGCAUGCGCCGGCACAUUUGAAGCUGGCUUCUGCCACCAUACAGACUUGUUCUAUUUCCGAAGAUUCCAACUACUUGGGUCAAUCCUUUUUGGUUUGUCUGCACCUUA